Arachis ipaensis is the source of this 3136-nucleotide messenger RNA. The record is from RefSeq and is a predicted model, not a curated record. Lineage: Eukaryota; Viridiplantae; Streptophyta; Magnoliopsida; Fabales; Fabaceae.
GUCCCCACUGAAUCUUCAGUCUUCUCUUUACGCCUUUGGGAGCUGCCAAUUGAAGUGGUAUUUAUAACACAGAUUAUUCCUGAACAAAAUAACAGAACCUCACAAACCUUUUCUUUCUGUUCCUUCGUGGAUCCCUACUUGCUACGCCAUCGCCAGAUUUUCUUCUUGGCUGGCGGAUCAAAUUUUAGUUAGCAAAAAUGAGCGUGGUGGGUUUUGAUUUUGGCAAUGAGAGCUGCAUCGUUGCAGUUGCAAGGCAGAGGGGAAUUGAUGUUGUACUUAAUGAUGAGUCGAAGCGUGAAACACCUGCCAUUGUGUGCUUUGGUGACAAGCAACGCUUUAUUGGGACUGCUGGGGCUGCAUCAACUAUGAUGAACCCCAAGAAUUCUGUCUCACAGAUGAAGAGACUCAUUGGCAAAAAAUUCUCUGAUCCUGAAUUGCAGCGGGAUAUCAAGUCUUUGCCUUUUAAUGUCACAGAAGGCCCUGAUGGAUUCCCAUUAAUUCAUGCACGCUACAUGGGUGAAGUUAAAACAUUUACACCUACUCAAGUAUUUGGAAUGAUGCUGUCAAAUCUUAAGGAAAUAGCCCAGAAAAAUCUCAAUGCUGCUGUUGUUGAUUGUUGCAUUGGAAUCCCGGUUUAUUUUACUGAUAUUCAGAGGAGGGCUGUCUUGGAUGCAGCCACUAUUGCUGGUCUGCAUCCGCUUCGCCUGUUCCAUGAAACAACUGCAACUGCCUUGGCUUAUGGGAUUUACAAGACCGAUCUUCCUGAGAAUGAUCAGCUGAAUGUUGCUUUUGUCGACAUUGGACAUGCUAGCAUGCAAGUGUGCAUUGCUGGCUUCAAAAAGGGACAGCUGAAAGUAUUGGCUCACUCCUAUGACAGGUCUCUGGGUGGUAGGGAUUUUGAUGAGGUUCUGUUCCAUCACUUUGCCGAAAAAUUUAAGACGGAGUACAAAAUUGAUGUUUUCCAGAAUGCCCGGGCUUGUUUGAGGCUUAGGGCUGCUUGUGAGAAGCUGAAGAAGGUGCUUAGUGCAAAUCCCGAGGCACCUCUGAAUAUUGAAUGCUUAAUGGAUGAGAAGGAUGUCAGAGGCUUCAUCAAGCGCGAUGAGUUUGAGCAACUAAGUCUCCCAAUUUUGGAACGUGUGAAGGGACCUUUGGAGAAGGCACUAGCUGAAGCAGCUCUUACAAUUGAAAAUGUUCACAUGGUUGAGGUGGUUGGUUCAGGAUCUCGUGUACCAGCUAUAAAUAAAAUAUUGACAGAUUUCUUCAAAAAGGAGCCUAGACGAACAAUGAAUGCUAGUGAGUGUGUUGCUAAGGGUUGUGCCUUGCAAUGUGCAAUUCUUAGUCCAACUUUUAAAGUACGAGAGUUUCAGGUCAAUGAAAGUUUUCCUUUUGCAAUUUCCCUUUCAUGGAAAGGUUCUGGACCAGAUGCACAGGGAAAUAUUGGAUCAGAUAAUCAGCAAAGUAGCCUUGUUUUCCCCAAGGGCAAUCCCAUUCCAAGUAUUAAGGCAUUGACAUUCUACAGGCCAGGAACAUUCUCUAUUGAUGUACAAUAUAGUGAUGUGAGUGAACUGCAAACACCUGCCAAGAUCAGUACAUAUACUAUUGGUCCGUUCCAAACUACAAAAACUGAAAGAGCAAAAGUUAAAGUGAGAGUUCGUUUGAAUUUGCAUGGAAUCGUAUCUAUUGAUUCAGCAACUCUAUUGGAAGAGGAAGAAGUUGACGUUCCGGUUUCCAAAGAAUCAGCUGCAGAAAACACCAAGAUGGAUACUGAUGAAUCCCCUGCUGAUGGUGCUGCUCCUCCAACCUCCAAUGACACUGAUGUUAACAUGCAAGAUGCGAAGGCUAAUACUGAUACCACUGGGCCUGAAAAUGGUAGCCCUGAGACUGGAGAAAAGCCUGUUCAAAUUGACACCGAUACUAAGGCUCCGAAGAAAAAGGUUAAGAAAGCAAAUAUUCCUGUAGCAGAGGUGGUUUAUGGAGCUAUGGAACAAGUGGAUCUCCAGAAAGCUGUAGAGAAGGAGUUUGAAAUGGCUUUGCAAGAUCGCGUGAUGGAAGAAACAAAAGACAAGAAAAAUGCCGUUGAGGCUUAUGUUUAUGAAAUGCGGAACAAGCUUAAUGACAAAUAUCAAGAUUUUGUCACUGCUCCAGAGAGGGAAGAUUUUACUGCUAGACUUCAGCAGGUGGAAGACUGGCUAUAUGAGGAUGGUGAAGACGAAACUAAAGGCGUAUAUAUUGCGAAACUUGAAGAACUUAAAAAGCAAGGUGAUCCUAUUGAAGCUCGUUAUAAAGAACACACGGAGAGGGGCACAGUAAUUGAUCAGCUCAACUAUUGUAUAAAUAGUUACAGAGAAGCUGCAAUGUCAAGUGAUCCCAAAUUUGAUCACAUUGACAUCAAUGAGAAGCAGAAGGUCCUAAAUGAGUGUGUUGAGGCUGAAAACUGGCUUAGGGAGAAAACGCAACAGCUGACAGGUUCUGCAAGCCAAUUAUGACAAAGCCAAAACCAGCCAAGCCAGCUACUCCCCCAGCACAAGCAACAACCCCACCACAGGGUGGUGAGCAGCAGCAACCUCAGGGUGGUGCAAGUGCCAACACUAAUGAGAAUUCACGGAACGAUGGUAGUGACAUCCCACAAGAAUCGAUGGAGACCGAGAAUAAACCAUAGAACACAGGGUCUUCAUAAUUAUUGCUUGUUUAUUGCGAUCAAGUUCAUUGAGUCAAAGACCAAUUAUUCUAUUAAUACCUUCUAUAUAAGCAUGCUGAUGGGACUUGGGAAGAGAAAGGUGGGUUUUGUGCCUUGUGAUUGAGUGGCUGCGCUGGGAGGUUUGGGUUUUGCACUCUCGCUUGGUUGGUUGGUUGAUUGGUCAGGUUUUUAAGUACUUAAUAUUAUGGUGAUCUUUGAAAUCCGGAUUUUUUUAUCAAAGGGUUUUGAAGAGGAUAAUGUGCGGUCUGGAUUCCCAAGCCCAAGGGGAAUAGGCCAAUUUUAUGUACGAUGUUGAUUUCUAGAGGUUGAAUUAUAAUGUUUGUUUCCCAUUUUAUAAUUAAUUUUCAUUUUUAGUGACAAUGUAACCUUUUUAUAUCACCACGAUUUUCCUUUUAUUUUAGUCUUACAAAUAAAGAAUGAAUUGUUAGAAGUUAGUGC